Molecule: messenger RNA, 3681 nt
Organism: Corticium candelabrum
Lineage: Eukaryota; Metazoa; Porifera; Homoscleromorpha; Homosclerophorida; Plakinidae
Product: patatin-like phospholipase domain-containing protein 6
Exons: 31
Coding region: 45-3497 (1150 amino acids)
Biological process (GO): lipid metabolic process
Cellular component (GO): endoplasmic reticulum
Molecular function (GO): phosphatidylcholine lysophospholipase A1 activity
Source: RefSeq, a predicted model, not a curated record
UUGGUCACUUUGAGACACCACUGUUUGUUGAGUUGUGCAAACACAUGGAGACAAAACUGAUUCCAGCCGGUGCCGGAAUUCUUCCCAACGGACAGAUCGAUGAAAGUAUUUAUGUGGUACAAAGUGGGCGACUCAGUGUGUUCUUACAGGACAAGGAUGGAUCAGAGCACUGCUUGAAGGAUAUCUGUACUGGAGAGAGUAUUCACAGUUUGUUGAGUAUUCUGGAUGUGCUCACUGGACACUCGGCUCCUGUCAGUGUUUCAGCACGAGCUGUCGAGACGACCACAGUUCUGAAGCUGCCAGCGAGCGCAUUCAAGUAUCUCUUUUCUAAAUAUCCAGACUCUCUUGUACGAUUCGUUCAGAUUAUCUUGUUGCGUCUUCAACGUGUAACUUUCCUUGCAUUACACAAGUAUCUGGGACUAAGCAGCGAACUAAUUAAAUCGGAAGUUGGGAGUACCCAGAAGUCGACUGUUGGUACUCAUUUUGAGGGUACUGAGAGUCAUGCUGGUCGGAGAGCGGUGUUUGACUUGCCAGGUGAGAGUGAGGGUGAGGAGUCAUCAGAUACUGAACCUGAGAGGGAUAUUGAUCAGACGUCUCCCACAAUCAACAUGUCACAUCCAAAUGCUCCAGCAGCUUAUCCAAUCAACGAUCAACCUCUCCCAUCACUAAGUGACCGUCAACGUUCAAUCUCCGUUCCUAUCGAAAUAAACAAACUCCAAAACCUUUCUCAAGGAACACAACAUGAAGACAACAACACAAUACGAGGCAGCCAUCCGGAUCUCUUGGUUGCAAGCUCGGGAUCGGACUUUGAAUUGGCGUAUGAAAAGGCAGGAUUGCGAUGUCGACUGAAAGAGACGCUGUCAGUCGGACAUGUUAGCGAUGUGGGCAGCACUGGAAAGUUUCAACUGGGGGACGAGUCCGAGUCGAAUGAAGACGAACGCGAAGUGUUUGUGAUGCAAGAGGAGACAGACGUUGAGCAGGUUCCAUCACCGGAAGAAUCAGAUCCUGCACUAAAGGCAGCUGUACAGCGACUGGCAAAGGCAAUCCAACUGUCAGAUGCAGACGAUCAUUUCCUAGCGGGAAUCUGUUCGCUGUCAAAUCUCCCAGAAAGGAAGGUUAUCGUGAAGGAAGGAAGUCUGGAUUCUUCUCUUCUGUUUGUUCUAUCUGGAUCAUUAGAAGUCGUCCAACUGGCUGUAGAUAAGACUGAAGAGCGUUUCAUGUAUGCCGUUGAGCACGACGAGCUUGCUGGAGAGUUAGCAGUUGUUACUGGAGAGCCGAGCUUUUUUACUAUUCGUGUUCGGCAGCAAGCAAGUUUGUUAAUAAUCACCAAGGCUAAUUUCUAUCGUCUUUUGCGCGACCACCCACGUGCUGUGCUGAGCGUCGCCUAUAUGUUCAUUCAAAGAAGUUGCAACUUUGUCAGACAAAUAGACUACGCGCUAGACUGGAUGCAGCUGCAAGCAGGCAAAGCACUCUACAGGCAAGGAGAGCGUGCGACGAAUUGCAACAUUGUGUUGAGCGGACGACUACGAAGCGUCGUGAAACGGGAAAACGGCGAGAAAGAGAUUGUGGCCGAGUACGGGAAAGGAGACUCAGUCGGAGUGGUCGAACUGCUGACACAUUCUGAGAGAGCUACGACUGUUCAUGCGGUGAGAGACACGGAGUUGGCUCAGAUACCGGACGGGUUGCUCAAUACGAUCAAACGGAAACAUCCGCAGGUUGUCACACAUUUGAUUCAUCUGCUUGGAAAUAAAUUGUUGUUUACAUACCAGAAAGGAAGUAGAGUAAUGCAGGAACCACUAUUAGGAGAUCGUCCUCAAACUGUCAACCUCACAACUGUAGCCGUUGUUCCUGUGUCGAGUGAUGUACCAUUGGAUAGCUUCACUCGAGAGCUUAACAUGGCACUCAAUACUAUAGAAACCAGUUUGCGUCUGACCAAACAGCUGGUGCUCGAUAGGUUUGGUGUUCAAGCAUUUGACAGCAUGCAAGAAUAUCGACUAUUGAAUUGGUUAGGGCAGCAGGAGGACAACCAUCGUAUUGUUCUUUAUCAGACUGAAUUUUCUAUGUCACCGUGGACUCAUCGCUGCAUCCGACAAGCAGACUGUAUAUUGAUUGUUGGUCUUGCGGAUUCAGAUCCGGCUCCAGGAGAGAUUGAGUCGCAGUUGGAACAUAUCUCAGUGCGGGCUCAAAAGGAACUCGUUCUGCUGCAUCGAAAAGACAGUCCCGGUCCGUGUGGAACACUUGAUUGGUUAGCUGCACGUGGCUGGUGCUCGGCCCACUAUCAUAUUAGAUGUCCUGACAGGAUUCUACAGGGAGAUCCAUCUCCGCGUUUGACAAGAAAGAAAUUAGCGGAAUCUGAUGGACGGUCUGAUUUCGCUCGUCUUGCUCGCCAUCUGACAGGCACGUCUAUUGGUCUUGUGUUAGGAGGAGGAGGAGCAAAGGGCUUUGCUCAUGUGGGAAUACUCAAAGCUCUUGAAGAAUAUGGGAUACAAUUUGAUAUGGUUGGCGGCACGAGCAUCGGAGCUUUCAUUGGAGGAUUAUAUGGUCAAAACCAGGAUGCAGACAAACUACGGGAACUCAUCCGUCCGUGGUCGAAGAGAAUGGCGGCGAAGUUGGACAAACUGUUUGAUCUGACGUAUCCAAUUACUGCCAUGUUUACAGGUGGUGCACUGAACAAACUAAUACGAGACAUGUUUGGAGAGAAGAGGAUUGAGGAUUUGUGGCUGCCAUAUUUCUGCAUGACAACGGACUUGAAUACAUCAAAACCUCGUGUGCAUCAGCUGGGGACGAUAUGGCCGUAUGUGAGGGCAAGUAUGUCCUUGGCUGGUUAUAUGCCACCACUGUGUGAUCCUGACGACGGUCAUUUGCUUGUGGAUGGAGGCUAUGUGAACAAUUUGCCUGGUAAAAUGUCGAGCUUUGAGCUAGACUUGUUAGGCAGACAGGAUGUCAGCCGAUGUAAUGAGAAGUCACGGUGCAAAGACAGUCAUAGCCAUAGACGUUGGAGCCGUCGACGACAGCAACCUGACAAACUACGGCGACACUCUAUCCGGAUGGUGGCUUCUCUUCAAGAGGUUCCAGACAUGGCGGAGAUUCAGUCACGUUUGGCUUAUGUGUCGGGUAAUCGUCAGUUGGAGGAGGUGAAGGCAAUGACCGACUGUUUCUACAUGAGGCCGCCAAUCGACAAAUAUAAGACGUUGGCAUUUGCACAAUAUGAUGACAUUGAAGCCGUCGGAUAUCAUCAUGGCAAAGCCAUCAUUUCCGGCUGGAACGACGGAGCCACUAUCACUCAAGCAUCAUCAAUCCAGCCGCAAAAAUCAAGAACCAAAUCCACUCUGACGUCGGUUCGUUCGUUUACCGACUUGGCCGAGAUGGCCAGCAAGAUCGAACCACCUCGUGUACCACCCACUGCUCACACUGUGCCGUACAUCAGCAGUUCGGACGACAUGGACAGUGGAGAAGACGGUGGAGCAUCGGGAUCGUCAGCUCAACACAACGGGUGAAUGCUAUUCAAACAGUUUGUGAUGUGACUGACAAUCAAGUUUGUAUCUUCAUCACUUUUGCUUAUUACGUUUGUUACGACGAGGUAUUGAGUUAUUGAGAGACAACCCGGAAAUGCCGAUUUAUUGCUAUACAGUUUGAUUGUAAUGAAUAGUGAAGCAUAAAAAAUGAUUUAAUUGAUAUCAA